UCCGUAUGUGUGUAUGUGUACUGUGUAUGUAUAUAUGCCCUAGUCGUAUAGUCAUAGAUAUGAUCACACAGUGCUAUUUUCCAUCUUGUUGAAGGAACUGUUUUAGAGUAAAUGUGUGCUGCAUAAAAGUGUAAAAACUUAUAUAGAACUUGCUUACUGUUAAAAUAAAAAAACAUUAUAGGGAUGAAGCUAAAAUAGGGAUGCACAGGGAAAACAGCUGAAGUCAGAAGGUUCUACAGCAUGUCCUGUGUGCACGUGGAAAUGUCCAUCUGAAGGUAUAUUCUACUUUAUUAAAACAGUGAUAGUUCUGAAAAGCAAAUUCUUAUAAAAAUCCCCACGGGAGGAGUUUACUCCGGGAAAUGUGUAUAGUUGAUGAAAGCUGCAGUUUCAGGAAGUUGAUUUUUUCCUCCUGAAAAAGGAAGUUAUGAUGUCCGUGGUACAUCGUCUGACAGUGGGAUGGCUUGUGGAUCAUCUCUCUUUCAUCAACCAGUGUGGCUAUGAGAUCUGUGACUCCUUUGCAUGCCCUGGUGGUGUCACUCUCAAUACUUCUGUCAGAUCUACUGAAGACUGUCAUGGUUCUUCUACCUUUGUUGCCACUUCCUCAUCAAGCAGUGGUCCUACUCAUAGCCCUGAGGAUGCCAUAGAAACAGAAGGUAAAACAGCAAAAAUGAGAUACGUGUUUCGAGAGGAGUUCUUUGACAUUUCUAAGCCCCAUAUAGUUGCACCUCCUGAGGAGCAGCUAUGUCAGGGGUGCCCUGAGAUGAGUCUGACAGAAAUAAAGGUCAACAGUAACAGAGAGGAACGCCAGGAAGGAACAAAGAGUGGUGCUGAAGAUUCUGUUGGCAGUGCUAUGAAGAAACGUAAAAGGAAAUGUUUAUUCAACCAAGGUGAACUGGAUGCUUUGGAAUACCAUUCAAAGGUCAGGAAGCUGAUUUGGGAAGGCACUUUGCAUUUAGUCCAAGAAGGACUCAAAAGUGGUUUUCUUCACCAAAGGACUGCAGAACUCAGUUGCAGGAAGAAUAACGUUCCUGUUGUCUGUGGGUUGGCUGAAUUAUGUGAAAUGGCAAAGCAGUUUCCAGCUGUGAAUGAAGGUGACCAUCGGGCUGUAUAUGUGCUAGAGGAUGAAACCUCCAGUCCAGAGCAGGACCUGCUUUCGUGUGUUGCAGAAAACGCCUCAAACCAUGCGAAGAUAAUUGUGUUAAUGGGGCAGAAGUACUUGGUGCCACCAAAAAGCAGUUUCCUUUUAUCUGAUAUUUCAUGUUUACAGCCCCUGCUGAACUACAAAAAAAAAUAUGAUGUAAUUGUGAUUGAUCCACCAUGGGAGAACAAGUCUGUUAAAAGGAGCAACAGGUACAGCCACUUGUCUUCAUGGCAAAUCAAGCAGAUUCCUGUACCAACACUAGCUGCUCCAAAUUGUCUUGUAGUCACAUGGGUGACUAAUAGACAGAAGCACUUACAUUUUGUUAAGGAUGAGCUCUAUCCUCACUGGUCAGUGAAGACACUUGCUGAGUGGCACUGGGUAAAAAUUACUAGGGCUGGAGAAUUUGUAUUGCCUUUGGAUUCUUUGCACAAAAAGCCCUAUGAAGUUCUUGUAUUGGGGAGAGUUCAAGGAGAUGAUAAGGAAGCCUUAAGGACAUCUGAGGGUGUACUUCCAAUUCCAGAACAUAAGUUAAUUGUCAGCACACCCUGCACUCUGCAUUCACAUAAACCUCCUCUUACUGUUCUGGCAGAGUUUAUCAAACCAGAUGUGGAAUGCUUGGAGCUGUUUGCUCGCAACCUCCAGCCUGGCUGGACCAGCUGGGGAAACGAGGUCCUGAAGUUUCAGCACAUUGAUUAUUUCACUCUUUUGCAGAAGGAAAACUGAGCUGGGCCUUACACAUCUAUAUCUUCUGAAAUUCUGUGCCUUCCCAGGGUGAAUUUUAUUCUGAUGGUUAUUACUGAUGGCUCACUUAAAGGUGACAGAAAUAAAACCAAUUGCAUUUCAAUUACUUGAAAUAAGUAAAUAAUGUAACACUGACAGUAGUUUACCAGGGAAAACAUUUCUUGCUGCAUGAUUUUAUUUAGUCUGCGUUUUAAACUGUCAGUUUAAACUGUCAGUACCUAAUUCUUGACAGGAUAUCUGUUUAAUGAUAUCUCCAUUUGUACGUGGUGGUCCUUAUUUUGAUGACCUGAAAAUAUUUAAAUACUGAUGUUGGAAUGCAAGUUCAUUCCCAUUUUUUUUUUUUCAAACCUCAAGGAAAAGAUAUCUUAAAGUAUUCUCACUGCAACUAUUAAAUCUGAGCUAAUAACACGUCACAAGUGCUAUAUUGUAGCACUUGUAUUAUUUUUAAAGAAUGACAAUGACUCUUUAAGGAGUGUCAGUGGGAGUAAAGAGUUCUGAAUUAUGCAUGUUUUCUUAAAGAAGACUGGUUUUUUGCAAAACAAUGGAUUUUGAACUAAAAUAGUUAUGAAGGCAGUGUAUCCUCCCACAUGUUUGUAUCUGUCUGUCUAUCUCAGAAGAAAUAAAAGGAGCAGUGCUUGUGUUAAUUGGCACAUGAAUUUUUGGCUGACCACAUUCUAUGUAAAAUUAUACUUUUACAACUGCUGGCAAUUAUAUCUUUCUGUAUAUAGUGUUAAUUUUUGAACACAUUGUAAAUGAUCGGUCUUAAUGUCUUAUGAAUUCUGACCUUUUAACAGAUUAUAUGUAUUUUUAAAAUUAUCCUUCCUUAUGUUCUUUGAACAUUAAAAAGCUACGCCAGUGAGCUGUAUUUUUCAGCUAACAUAAAGAUGACCCUUCCUUUUUUUUUUUUUUUUUUUUUUAAAAGAAUGGUACACUUUGUGUGUCCUUUGCUGUGCUUAGAUUUGUUUAGAAAAAUAAAAAAAGAAAAUGUAAUGAAGCCUCUGUCAUUGACUCAUUUGCAGCACUAAAGACUGAAGUGCUGGACUAGCUGACUUUCCUGAUGGCAAGCUCCUGAGUCCUGACUGUUUAUAAUGGGGAACAAAAUGCAUUGCAUACCUUCUUUACCUUAAUUUUCCUUUUGCUAGUCUGAUGACCUGUGAAGACUUUUUUAAAUUAAACUUUAAAU
Manacus vitellinus (golden-collared manakin) is the source of this 3065-nucleotide messenger RNA. RefSeq names its product methyltransferase like 4 (gene METTL4). The record is from RefSeq and is a predicted model, not a curated record. The transcript is spliced from 8 exons. The coding region runs from base 425 to 1864 and encodes 479 amino acids. Gene Ontology annotation, molecular function: RNA methyltransferase activity; site-specific DNA-methyltransferase (adenine-specific) activity; nucleic acid binding. Lineage: Eukaryota; Metazoa; Chordata; Aves; Passeriformes; Pipridae. Gene Ontology annotation, cellular component: nucleus; RNA N6-methyladenosine methyltransferase complex; cytosol.